GUUAAAACCUAACACCUCUAACUCUUCCCAUGGCAUCAUCUCACAAUAACUUCUUCUUCAUUUCGUUAUUAAUCACAGUACUAGCUGCAGAAGAAAAGUAGCUCAUAGACAUGGGCGUUCUCGGAGCUAUGGCAAGGAAUUUGGAUGCACUCGUUGGGCCAGGACUGAUGCUUCUUUAUCCCUUAUACGCGUCAAUGCGAGCCAUCGAGAGCCCUACAACACUAGAUGAUCAACAAUGGCUAACCUACUGGGUUCUCUACUCACUCAUAACACUCUUCGAGCUAUCCUGUUGGCAGGUCCUCCAAUGGCUGCCGUUUUGGCCAUACGUGAAGCUGGUGUUCUGCAUGUGGUUGGUGUUACCGUUCUUCAAUGGGGCAGCUUACAUAUACGCAAACAUUGUAAGAAAGUAUAUCAAAGUUGGAAGCCACGUGAGCUCAAAUCACCCUGAGAGCCAGAGGAAAGUCCUUCAGAUGAUGAGCCUCGACGCCAGGAAAUCCGUGGAGAAGUACAUUGAAAAAUAUGGAGAAGAUGCCUUUGACCGAGUAGUUAAAGCGGCUGAAAAAGAAGCAAAGAAACAUUGAGGAGGGAGACUGAGCUGAAUCUUUGGACUGGAUAAUACCGGCCUUGUGCAUUAAUUAACUUGUAACGAAAAAGAAAACAACGAUAUGGCAGCUGGACUAGGGAGAAUGAUACAUACAUACAUGCAAACAUUUUAGAUACCGACAACAUAUAUGUGUGUAGUUGUUCCUUAAUUGUACUAUGAUAUACUAGAAUCUUUUGACGUGUAA
Messenger RNA from Rhododendron vialii, 788 nucleotides. RefSeq names its product HVA22-like protein f. NCBI's taxonomy places the organism in Eukaryota, Viridiplantae, Streptophyta, Magnoliopsida, Ericales, Ericaceae. The record is from RefSeq and is a predicted model, not a curated record. Bases 111 to 581 code for a protein of 156 amino acids. The transcript has 5 exons.